Molecule: messenger RNA, 1542 nt
Organism: Papilio polytes (common Mormon)
Lineage: Eukaryota; Metazoa; Arthropoda; Insecta; Lepidoptera; Papilionidae
Gene: CSN4
Product: COP9 signalosome complex subunit 4
Exons: 9
Coding region: 124-1350 (408 amino acids)
Cellular component (GO): COP9 signalosome; cytosol
Source: RefSeq, a predicted model, not a curated record
CAAUUGUCAAUGUCAUCAUCAUUUUUUAGUUUUCAUGAUUUUUGUAGAACUAGAAAAUAACUUAUAUCUGUUUCAAUUUUCUACAAAAACACAAAUAGCCUAAAGAUUCCUUAACUCUACAAAAUGCCGUUGACUCUACAAGGAGUACGUCAGUAUUUAACUGAACUUCGAAAUUCAGGCGGCUUACACAAAGACCAGGCUGAAAAGUAUCGUAGUGUAUUGUUGGAGAUUUUGGUAAACCCUACCGAACUAGCUGACUCAUUAAAAGCUUUUGUGGAAGCAAUUGUAAAUGAGAAUGUGAGCCUGGUGAUAUCCCGCCAGUUGCUGACAGAUGUGAGUUCUCACUUGGCACUGUUGCCUGAUGAAGUGUCUCAAGAGGUAUCACACUUUGCUCUGGAUGUCAUACAGCCCAGGGUCAUUUCAUUUGAGGAACAGGUGGCAAGUAUAAGACAACAUUUAGCAGAUAUUUAUGAAAGACAUCAGAACUGGAAGGAAGCAGCAAAUGUUCUUGUUGGAAUUCCUCUUGAAACUGGACAAAAGCAAUACUCAGUUGAUUACAAACUAGAGACAUACCUAAAGAUAGCCAGAUUGUAUUUGGAAGUGGAUGACCCUGUACAAGCUGAGGCAUUUGUGAACCGAGCCUCGCUGCUGCAAGCUGAGACAACUAAUGAACAACUACAGAUUUAUUAUAAAGUGUGCUAUGCUAGAGUAUUGGAUUAUAGAAGAAAAUUUAUAGAAGCUGCACAAAGGUACAAUGAAUUGUCAUAUCGGAAUAUCAUACAUGAGGAUGAGAGAAUGACUUGCUUGAGGAAUGCUCUCAUAUGCACUGUCCUCGCAUCUGCAGGCCAACAAAGAUCAAGGAUGUUGGCAACACUGUUCAAAGACGAGCGCUGCCAACAAUUGCCUGCAUACUCUAUAUUGGAGAAAAUGUAUCUCGACCGCAUUAUUCGCCGCUCAGAGUUGCAUGAGUUUGAAGCAUUGAUGCAAAGUCAUCAGAAGGCGACAACAUCAGAUGGGUCAACAAUCUUAGACCGAGCUGUGUUUGAACACAACCUGCUGUCUGCCAGCAAGCUGUACAACAAUAUAACGUUCGAGGAGCUGGGCGCGCUGCUGGAGACUCCGCCCGGCAAGGCGGAGCGCAUCGCCAGCCACAUGAUCAGCGAGGGCAGGAUGAACGGAUAUAUUGAUCAAAUCAGCUCCGUUGUGCACUUUGAGACACGUGAAAUUCUGCCGCAAUGGGACAAACAAAUCCAAAGUCUGUGUUAUCAAGUGAACAGUCUGAUAGAGAAGAUCGCUGCUGCAGAGCCUGAGUGGAUGGCCAAGGUCAUGGAAGAAGAAAUGAUACAAUAGAAUUUGUACGAGUUAAUUGUAAUACGUGUAAUAAAGGCUUCUGAACGUCUCACUUUUUAUUUGUGAGCAUUAAAAAUAAUGAACAUUACAGCAUAUGACCGUUCGUUAUUGCUAUUCCUAAGCUCGAAAGCUGUAUCUCACGAAUUUUCAAUAAUGGAGGUCAUUUUGUGAAUAAAGUCAUUUACAAAUAUA